Molecule: messenger RNA, 2780 nt
Organism: Xenopus laevis (African clawed frog)
Lineage: Eukaryota; Metazoa; Chordata; Amphibia; Anura; Pipidae
Gene: clgn.L
Product: calmegin L homeolog
Exons: 16
Coding region: 316-2097 (593 amino acids)
Biological process (GO): ERAD pathway; protein folding
Cellular component (GO): endoplasmic reticulum; endoplasmic reticulum membrane
Molecular function (GO): calcium ion binding
Source: RefSeq, a predicted model, not a curated record
AGCCCCACCCCCAGAAACCCACAGUGGAGGAGCAGGAUUAAUCCAUCUGGCUGGGAGCUCACACACAAGCACCGAGCUGAACCCUUAUCCUGCCAAACACUUAUUUACUAGAGAUACAGCAAAUCUGCGCUCUCAUCCCCUCCUCCAGGCUCCGCACAGCACAGAAUGAACACUGAAUACACAGGUACCUUAGGGAGAGAGCUACCUUCUAUUCAAGGCCUUGCUUCUUAGGCUGGAAGUACACGGUGCUUGUCCUUCCGAUCCGACGCGUUAAGAGGAAGUGCAGGCGUCACGUCGGAUGAGGCGAAUAUAAUAAUGAUGCCUCGUUGGAGAUGGCUGUGUUUGGCAACUCUGCUUGUGGCAGCUGAAGCCCAUAUUAAACAAGAUGAGGAUUCAGAGGCAGUUUUGGAUGAUACAGAAGACUUCAGGGAGGAACCCAAAACAUUUUUGCAGGUUGAAUACAAGACUCCAGUUGCUACAGGUGAUGUCUUUUUUACAGAGACCUUUGAUGAUGGAACACUUAAUGGUUGGGUGCUUUCUAAAACAGUGAAGGAAGAUUCAGAUGGAGAAAUAGCUAAAUAUGAUGGCAAGUGGGACGUGGAAGAGUUGAAAGAAAACAAAGUCUCAGGUGACAUGGGACUAGUUCUAAAGUCUUCAGCAAGACAUCAUGCUAUUUCCGCUAAGUUGAAGAAACCUUUUAUUUUUGACAAGCCUCUGAUUGUCCAGUAUGAGGUCAAUUUCCAAGAUGGCAUUGAUUGCGGUGGUGCAUAUAUCAAACUUCUGUCUGAGUCAAACCAAUUGAAUCUGGAGGAGUUCCACGACAGAACACCGUAUACUAUCAUGUUUGGGCCAGACAAGUGUGGAGAAGACCAUAAAGUGCAUUUUAUUUUCAGGCAUAAAAAUCCUGUGAUUGGAGACUAUGAUGAGAAACAUGCGAAACGUCCCGAGGUUGAUCUAAAGAAAUACUUCACCGACAAGAAGACUCAUCUGUACACUCUGAUCGUGAAACCAGAUAACACAUAUGAAAUUUUAAUUGACCAAACUGUUGUGGGCCAAGGAAGUCUAACAGAAGAUGUUAUCCCUCCACUGAAUCCACCGAAAGAAAUAGAUGAUCCCAAAGACAAAAAGCCAAAAGAGUGGGACGAAAGAGCCAAAAUACCAGAACCCAAUGCAGUCAAACCAGAUGACUGGGAUGAAGGAGGGCCUGAAGAAGUAGAAGAUUUAAAUGCUGUUAAACCUGAAGGAUGGCUCGACAACGAACCUCACUUUAUUCUGGAUAUUAAUGCAAAGAAGCCAAGUGACUGGAAUGCUGAAAUGGAUGGAGAGUGGGAACCCUCAUACAUUUCCAAUCCCAAAUGUGAAACAGCUCCUGGGUGUGGUGUUUGGAAGCGUCCCAUGAUAAAAAAUCCAGAUUAUAAAGGCAAAUGGAAACCUCCGUUAAUUGAAAAUCCCAAUUACCAGGGUAUCUGGAAACCUCGGAAAAUCAAAAAUCCACAUUACUUUGAGGAUCUUAAUCCAUUCAAAAUGACACCCUUUGGUGCUGUUGGGUUGGAGCUGUGGUCAAUGACUUCUGACAUUUAUUUUGACAACUUUAUCAUCUGCUCUGACAAAGAAGUGGCUGACCGCUGGGCCUCUGACAGCUGGGGCCUGAAGAAGCUGGUGGCUAGUGCCAAUGAGCCGAGUAUGUUGAACCAGCUGCUGACUGCUGCAGAGGAGAGGCCUUGGCUCUGGGUUCUGUAUAUCCUGACAGCUGCUCUGCCUGUGGGUCUUCUGGUGCUGUUCUGUUGGCCAAGAAAGAAAGUGGAAGAAUCGGAAGAAGACUUUGAUUUUAAACUGAGCGAUUUGUGUGAUGAAAGUAACUUGGAGCUACAAUCAAAUGCAAAGGAAGUGUCCGAGGCUGGCAAAGAGUCUGGAAAUGAGGAAAAUGAAAAAAGCGAAGAUGAGGAUGAUGAAGAGGAAGCGAGUCUAGAAGAAGAGGAGGGUGCAGAAGAAAACCAGUCUUUGUCGGAUGAUGAGAUAAAGGAGUCAGAUGAAAGCACAGGAUCAGGAGAAGAAGUGAAGCAGUCUCUCCGCAAAAGACGAGUACGAAAAGAUUAACACCUUCAUAUCCCUCUCAUUUUUUAAUAUACAGAUGUCCCCCAGAUGUUUUCCAAUGGCUUCAACUCAAAGCCCUUUUUUUACCGGAUAUUUUAUGCACCCCAUUGAACCAGCUUCUUCCAUCUUGUCUAGCCAAGCACCAAGCUGGCAUUUGGGAUCAGCAAUCUGCUGGCUACAAAUAAAAAGUACAGAAUCGAUACAGAUACAUAUCUAUGCAGCAGUCUGGAGUCAUCUGCAUUGGAUAUGCAUGGGACACAUUCAAGGUUGUUUCAAGUUAAAAAAAACAACUCACCAAAACACAUUAGUUUGGGAAAUGUAACAUUUGUGUCAAUAUUAUUAGCUAUCCACUUAUUACACUUGUUUUCCUGCAGCUCCGAUUGUAAUAAUUGUUACAGUUAAUUUAUAAAUGGAGACCAGCUAUUUAUAUAUGAAUAUAUAUAAAGGCAUAUUUUGUAUACCUUAUAAAUUAUAUAUAUAUAUAAAACUACUAGUUUAUAUUGUACUUGUUGCAUAUAAAUCUGUAUUCUCUGCACAGAGCCAGUUUUCCAUUUUAUAGCUAGUAUAUAUUUUGGUGUUUGUUUAAAGUGAUGACACUUGGGAAACUGUGCUCCUUGGGGUCACCUUGCACCUGGAUUUUUAUGGGGAGUUGUGCUUUGACCAUUAAAUAUACUCAGUGUCCUCUU